CGAAGCUAUAUUUGUUUAGAUUUUUUGGACCUUAAUUAGUGUUUGACUUUAGAAUUAAAAUUAAGAAAUAAACUAUUACAUAUAAAGCUUUCCUUUCCAGAAGCGUAAAAGCAGCACUUCUGUGCAAUUUUGAACUCUGAAGAGCAGACCACCGAUAGUAAUGGGACGAUAUGGGCCCCAAUCCGCUUCAGGCACUGAAAACUUUGUAAUAAUGAUGGUAAUUUACUUAUUCUGCUUUGUUUUGGCACUGAAUGUUGCAGAAGCUGUAUCAAUCCAAGACGAUUGCAAGGUGAAGUGGUGCAAAGACCAUGAGCCACCCGUCCGGUUCCCCUUCCGAUUACAAGGCCUCCAGUCACCCCACUGUGGCUAUCCUCACCCUGGGUUUCAACUGUCCUGCUCAGAAAACAACCAGACUAUGCUGAAGCUGCCACGUUCUAUGAAGUUACUGGUGAAGCACAUAGAUUAUGAAGCACAGCGGAUUCACUUGUAUGAUCCUGGUCGUUGCCCCCGGCGGCAGCUUUUAGAUCUCAAUUUAUCUGCUUUUCCAUUCAUGUACGAACAGCAAAGCUAUGGCCACCAACAAGUUCGACCGUACCGGUCAUUUAAUUCCUACACCUUGUUCAAUUGUUCAAGCGAAGAUGCGUCUUUGUAUAGAAGCUAUAGAGUCCCUUGCUUAAGCACCCCUGACUCCCAAAUUAUAGCUUUUGAUUCCGAUGGCUAUGCUUAUGGUAAGAACCUGUUAAAUUGCAGCAAAAUUGGCAACUUCUCGGCAGCAAUUCCUCCGGAUCUUAUCCGGUUUCAAUUAUAUUGGAACAAACCAAACUGUAGGGAAUGUGAAGCGCAAGGCAGGGGAUGUAAACUGAAGAGUAAUAGCACACAGUAUACGGAGUGUUCUGAUAUCCCCAGGCACCAUAUAGGUGCACAAAAAGGGCUAACGGUUGCAGGUGUAGUGUUAGGUUCCUUUAUUUUUGCAACGAUUGCCGUUGGAGUUGGCUGGGCACUUCACUUGGACAAAAGAAAGAAAGAAAGCCAACUGAAGAUUGAAAAGUUUUUGGAAGAUUAUAGAGCACUUAAACCCUCAAGAUACUCCUAUGCUGAUAUUAAAAGGAUAACAAAUCAUUUCAAGGACAAAUUGGGACAAGGAGGUUAUGGAACUGUCUUCAAAGGCAGACUUUCCAAUGAUGUUUUAGUUGCUGUUAAGGUCCUCAAUAAUUUCAAAGGAAAUGGUGAAGAGUUCAUCAAUGAAGUGGGUUCGAUGGGUAGAAUCCACCAUGUCAACGUGACUCGCUUGGUUGGAUUUUGUGCUGACGGAUAUGACCGAGCUCUUGUUUACGAAUAUCUACCCAAUGAGUCAUUAGAGAAGUUCAUAUUUGCAGCCAAGGGCGGAAAUCGCUCCCUUAGUUGGGACAAGCUUCAUGAUAUUGCUCUUGGUGUAGCCAAAGGCAUCGAAUACCUGCAUCAAGGUUGCGAGCAACGGAUUCUCCAUUUUGAUAUCAAACCUCACAAUAUUUUGCUAGACCACAACUUCAAUCCUAAGAUCUCUGACUUUGGUCUAGCUAAAUUGUGCUCCAAGGAACAAAGUGCUAUUUCUAUGACAACAGCCAGAGGAACCAUGGGCUAUAUCGCACCCGAGGUACUGUCUCGAAACUUUGGAAAUGUCUCGUAUAAGUCAGAUGUUUAUAGUUUUGGAAUGCUAUUGCUUGAAAUGGUUGGAGGAAGAAAGAAUAUAGAUUUAACAGUGGAGAAUACAAGCCAAGUGUACUUCCCAGAAUGGGCGUAUAAUCGUUUGGAUAAAGGAGAGGAGCUGGGGAUCAGAAUUGAAGAUGAAGAGCAAACAGAGAUGGCAAAGAAGCUCACAAUCGUCGGACUUUGGUGCAUUCAAUGGUAUCCCGUUGAUCGUCCUCCAAUGAAAGUUGUGGUUCAAAUGUUAGAAGGAGAUGCUAAGGCUCUUACAAUACCGCCAAAUCCUUUUGCCACUACGGAUCAGACGAAGAUGGGAGCCACCUUGCCUAGGAAGCCUGUUAAUAGAGAGCUUGCCACCAUUUCUGAAUUAGAAUAGAAGCAAAAGAUGAAAUAAUCUAUUAGUUGACUACUGCAUUACUCAUCAAAGUCAUCAGUAGUUAUGCAUUUUUAAUCUAUUAGUUGAAACACUUUGAUUUAACCCAAAAGGUUUGGUGGCUUAGGGACUAGAGAUGUGAAAUUAUAUGCCUUUUUAAUGAAUUUAUGGCUUCUAUGGUCUCACUCCAAUCCAGUAAAGAAGCAGAGGUUCGGAGUUAUAAUAUUAUAAUUUGGCAGAUUAAGUUGAGGAUGACCUUUAAAAGCCACUAAAGUUCUUAGGGCCUCAUUGAUCAUUCCCCUUGAAAACGAAUUAUAGCCAGAGAAGAAAAGAAAGAUCCGGCAAAAAAAAAUGGGAACAAAGAAAAAGAAAAGCCAAUGCAUGCAAAUGUGGUACAAUCAGAACUGCAGACACUAAAUUACACGUUGCAAAAAAUAA
This is a messenger RNA of Durio zibethinus, 2494 nucleotides long. RefSeq names its product rust resistance kinase Lr10-like. Lineage: Eukaryota; Viridiplantae; Streptophyta; Magnoliopsida; Malvales; Malvaceae. Gene Ontology annotation, molecular function: protein kinase activity; polysaccharide binding; ATP binding. The record is from RefSeq and is a predicted model, not a curated record. Gene Ontology annotation, biological process: protein phosphorylation.